This is a messenger RNA of Triplophysa dalaica, 1959 nucleotides long. Its product is annotated as zinc finger BED domain-containing protein 5-like. The transcript has 2 exons. The coding region runs from base 232 to 1959 and encodes 575 amino acids. Gene Ontology annotation, molecular function: protein dimerization activity. The record is from RefSeq and is a predicted model, not a curated record. Lineage: Eukaryota; Metazoa; Chordata; Actinopteri; Cypriniformes; Nemacheilidae.
UGCAAAUUAAAAAGGCACCUCGAAACAAAGCAUCCUGGCAUUAAAAAUAAGCCAGCUGAAUAUUUUAAAAGAAAGCUUGAUGGCCUCCAUCAGCAACAGGCAACCAUUUCAGUGCACAGCACUGUGUCUAAACAGUGUUUGGAGGCAUCGUAUGUAGUGGCCAAAAGAAUCGGUAAACUGGGUAAACCGCAUACAAUCGCAGAGACUCUCAUUUUGCCGGCAGCGCAAGACAUGUGCAGAAUAAUGAUAGGCGAUAGUGCAGCAGCCAAACUCGGUGCAGUACCACUGUCCAAUGACACAGUCGCUAGGAGAAUUGUAGACAUGUCCAAUGAUAUCAGAGAGCAACUGAUCGAGUUUGUAAAAAAGAGUCCUUACUACGCGCUGCAGCUGGACGAAUCCACUGAUAUUGCUGGGCAGGCACAGCUCCUCACCUAUGUCAGGUAUCUACGGGACAAGGCGAUUGAGGAGGAUGUACUGUUUUGCCGGCCUCUUCAGUUGCACACUACAGGAGAAGCCAUUUUCAAUGUCCUUAAUAUUUUUAUCCUUGAAAAUGGUUUGGCUUGGGACCGAUGCGUUGGCCUAUGCACGGAUGGUGCGCAAGCAAUGACGGGGCGUGAGCGUGGCCUAGCUGGUCGAGUUCAGCAAGUAGCUCCACUUGUGAAAUGGACACAUUGCAUGGUCCAUCGCGAAGCACUAGCUGCUAAAAAAAUGCCGGUUCUUUUUGACUCCGUGCUGAACCAAUACGUGAAAAUGAUAAAUCUUAUCAAAUCACGGCCGUUAAACUCUCGCUUGUUUGGGGUCCUCUGCCAGGAGAUGGGGUCAGGGCACGAACAGCUGCUUCUGCACACUGAAGUUCGCUGGCUCUCCAGGGGGCGGGUGCUACAGCGGUUGUAUGAGCUUCGAGAGGAGGUGAAGUGGUUUUUGACAGAAAUCAAAUCAGAUCUGGCGAAGCAUCUGGAAGACACUAUGUGGCUUGCGUCUCUGUCCUAUUUGGUCGAUAUAUUUGACCGCUUGAAUGGCCUCAACCUGUCUUUGCAAGGCCGCGGAACUCAUAUUUUGAUCCUUGCAGACAAAGUGCACGCCUUCACACAAAAACUAGACCUCUGGCAUGGCCGCAUCAGUCAAGGGAACUGCGACAUGUUUCCCAGCCUUGCAGACUUUAUCACUGAUGCAGGCACGUCACACGAUUUCUCAUCCCUAUUUCAAUCAGCGUCUGAGCACCUGUCAGCAAUGAGAAAACAAUUUGCGACGUACUUUAAAGAGGAUUAUCGCUCUUUUGCGUGGGUUCGAGAUCCGUUUGUGUGCACAGCAAACGAGCUAUCAAUUGAUAUGCAGGAACAGCUUAUUGAGCUGAAGAGUGACAGUAGACUGAAGGAACUCUUUAACCCCUGCCCUCUUUCAUCAUUCUGGGCAGCAUUGAUGCAGGAAUAUCCUGAACUCUGUGACGUCGCCAUGAAGAUUCUCCUUCCUUUCGCGUCGACAUAUCUGUGUGAGGCAGGAUUCUCAAAAAUGACUGCACUCAAAACGAAAUACCGCAAUCGUGCACAAAUCGAGGAUGAUCUGAGACUAUGUUUAUCAAACAUUGAGCCAAGAAUUGGGGAUCUUUGCAAGGCAAAGCAGGCUCAGAAGUAUGGAGGACCAGGAUCAGAAUUGAGUUUGACAGACUGGAAGGCUCAGGUAGAGAACCUGGCGGGACUACAGGGGCUGAGUGCCUCGCAGAAGACUCAGUUUGUGGUGAAUUCACUCGAAGGCAAGGCUAAAAGGGAAGUACAAGCCGCGCCUGAAGCAACCCGAGGCACUGCCCAAGCAAUCUUCGAUUUCCAGGUCGGGCAGUACAGUGACGCCACCCCGGUGGCCGUCCUGAGAGCCCAGUUCUUUAAUUGUAAACAAGGACCCAGGCAGACCCUGCGGGCUUUUGCCUUACGAUUACGGGAGCAGUUUGCUAGGUUGAAGGGGUGA